AUGUCUCAACAGAUUAAAUGCCCAGCUAAAGAGCCAAUGCAUCAUGCAGGUGUGAAUCAAGCAGGAAUAAGAAAACAUAUAUAUUCAUGCAAAGCUUUGAAAAGGAAGGAUGCUGAUACAAUUGUUUACUAAUGCUAAUAUUGUCAAAUUCAUUUUUACCUGUCAAAGUAAGAUCUCGAACAACAUGUAAAACUGUGCAGCCUUUCUUAUCCAAAAAAAAUUGAAUGGAAUGAAAGAAUAAACACUAUCAUCAUCCCAGCUGAUCCUCACUUAAAAAUUAUAGAUCCUAAAGAAGCAUGUAAAAACUGGGAAUACUAUAGAGAUAGAAAUAAAAAAAUGAAGGAAAUGAAAAGACUAAGUGUGUAGCCAUCAUCAAAUACUAGUCUUAAUUCUUAAAACGAUGAUAGCAAUAGAUCUUAAUCUCCAUGCAAAAUAAAUUCACCUAGUAAAAUAAAAAAAUUAAAACCUUCUGAAAGCUAAUAAUGUUAUCCUACUCAGGAACUCUCAUAAGAAGAAAUAUUAAGACAAGAAUAGCUGAUGAAAGAAAACGAUGAAAAAAUUAGAGUUUAAUAUCUUGAAGAGCUUAAAAAUAGAAUCAAAGUUGAUGAUUACUAAGACAACCUAUAUACUAAUUGA
Tetrahymena thermophila SB210 is the source of this 636-nucleotide messenger RNA. RefSeq lists its product as hypothetical. The record is from RefSeq and is a predicted model, not a curated record. NCBI's taxonomy places the organism in Eukaryota, Ciliophora, Oligohymenophorea, Hymenostomatida, Tetrahymenidae. The transcript is spliced from 2 exons.